AUGAAUGAUACAUCUCUCUGCCCACUCACCAUGGGUAUUAUGUACGAGAAACGGCCCCUGAAGAGGCCUAAAUUGGGUCCUCCCGAUGUAUACCCUCAGGAGCCUCGUCAAAAAGAAGACGAACUUACAUCAACUAACGUGAAACACGGUUUCUCCACAACUCCACAAUCUAGUGAUGAGUUUGGAACGGCUAGAAAUUUUAAUUAUUCGGCAACAAAGAUAGGUCAGUUUUUCUCGAGUAUAUUAUCUAAAAAAGAAGAACUGAAUACUCUGCCUGACUGUGGGAGAAAGAGACAGCAAGUAAACCCAAAAGACAAUUUUUGGCCAGCAACAGCUCGCACUAAAGCUCAGAUUGAAGCAUGGUUCAAGGAUUUGGCAGGUAGCAAGCCACUUUCUCAAUUAGCGAAGAAAGCUCCAAACUUCAAUAAGAAAGAAGAAAUUUUCAUAACUUUGACUGAGUACCAGGUCUCCAUGCCUCGGGCAGCUUGGUUUAUAAAACUUAGUUCAGCAUACACUGUUGCUGUUUCUGAAGCUAAAAUCAAGAAACGGCAACUGCCUGAUCCUACCACAGAAUGGACCACAACACUAAUAAAAUUUCUCAAAGACCAAAUACCAAAAUUGGCUGAACACUACCAAAGUGCAGUUCCAGGCAAUAUUUCUGAUAAGACACCACCCUCACAAUCAGGCCAAGGCACACCUAGCCAUAAUUCGUCAGGUAAUCCACCAGGAGGGUCCACACCUAACUCAACAGUGCCAAACUCUAUGCACUCGCCAGGAAACUCUAGCACCUUAGGUUCUUCAACCCCUGGGUCAGGUGAAAGUACAGACUGGCGACAAGCUCUGAAGCUGUGGAACUACUGCGGCCGCCUCGCUAAGUAUUUAUUAGACGAAGGUCUGCUUGACAGACAUGAUUUUUUAACUUGGAUCAUUGAACUUCUUGACAAGAGAGCGCCUGAUGAUGGGCUUUUACGGUUGUUUUUACCAUUGGCUCUACAACACAUGUCGGAGUUCGUCGGUUGCGAGAGUCUUUCUCGACGGUUAGCCACUUCUUGCGCAAAAAAAGCUGCGGCAAUAUGCUCAGUGUUGUCCGAUACUACCCUGAGAACUCUAAACCAACCUGCCGUAUUUUCCAAGACUACUGAUAGAAAUGCUGAAACAAAUGGUCAACCGCUGUCACCAGCUCCCGAAAAUACCGACAUAAAGUCAAAUAUAUCUCAAAUUAAACGGGAGCCUACACCUAUAGAAAACCAAGGAACACCGAAUCCAAACCAUUCUCUAGGCACGCCAAACCCCAACCACAGCCUCGGUACACCAAAUCCCCUUGGCACGCCAAAUCCAUCUCAACCGAUGGACGUCGUGAAAGAAGAGAGGCCUUCCACGCCUAGGGAGACCAAACCUACAAUUAACUCUGUUGUGACGGCCGCUUUGAAUCCUGUACAAGUUGGCUUCGGAGAAAUACUAAACUGUGCUUAUCAUAGAGAUGUCAUUAUUCAGCUAGCAACAAUUUUGCAGAUCAUUUGCAUCGAGUGUCCUACAGCCAUGGUGUGGUCUGGAUGUGGCUCAUCUUUACAAGGGUCACCAUUAGACUUGCUACCCUUACCCCCCUCUGCACUGCCUAUGCCGCACAUGGAUACAGAUAGUACUGAGGAACAUCGAAAAAUGGUGUAUGAUGCAGAACAAGAAAUCUCUGCCAGAAGUAAAAAGGCAGAAAGUAAAUGGUGCACUGACAAGUGGCAAACUAGUUCUCAAGCGCGAGUACUAGCAGUGUUGGAGGCUCUUGACAGGCACUGCUUCGACCGCGUAGAUACUAACAAUAAUCUGGACACCCUGUAUAAAGAAGUGUUCGCUAACUGUCCACCACCGUCGAAAGAUAAUGUAGAUACCAAAGAUCCGGAGUGGGCGUGCCCGUACAGCGUAGUGCGCGUGAUUUGCGAGUGGGCCGUGUGCAGCGCUCGCUGGGGGGAGCACAGGGCGCAGGCCGCGGCGGCGCUGCUAGACCGGCGCCAGCACCACACCUUGCACCACCACCACGAACACCAUACCACUGGAUCUGACGACAAAGAAUCAGUGAGUUCCGGCACCGGUCUAUAUAAUGGCCCACCUAUAUUUCAGAAUCUCCUUCUACGUUUCUUAGACAAUGAUGCACCUGUUUUAGACGAGAGUCCCAACGCGCCACCAGGGAAUAGACAACAAUUCGCUAAUUUGGUGCAUUUAUUCGGCGAGCUAAUUAGACGAGAUGUGUUUUCGCAUGAUGUAUACAUGUGUACACUUAUAUCUAGAGGAGAUCUGAUAUCCCCAACAGAACCAACGUCAACAGUCAACAAUGUCCACACUGUGGCGCCACCUGUUAAUAGCACCGGUACUAACCACAAUAUGGAUGAGGAUAUUUUCGCCGGCAUCGAUCUCAAACCCAAAAUGGAGGAGAAUGUGCGAAUGGAUUUGGACGAUUCAAAAAUUGAUGAUGACCUUGAUAAGUUAUUGCAACAUAUUAAAGAAGACCAGCAAAAUUCGAUGGAUGCUCCUGACAGCCCUAAAGACCCUGGAGAACCCUCGCACAGUGUAACUUCACCAAUGAUGGGACCAAGCAGUAUUGGCAUACCUGGCAUGCCUGGCAUGAGUAUGGGACCGAUGUCUGUACCAGGUAUCCGCACCACAAGCUCUGGUCCAUCAAGUGGAUGUGGUGGUGGCGCCAUCGUUACCGGGACAGUGUCCCGACAUUACCACUACACACUCCACUUCCCUUUGCCGCCAACGGAACCAGAACAUACUCCUCAUGAUGCCAACCAACGACACAUACUCUUGUACGGCGUUGGGAGAGCAAGAGAUGAUGCCAAACACGCCGUUAAGAAGAUGACCAAAGAAAUAUGUAAGCUGUUUUCUAAAAAGUUCUCGAUCGACGUGGCAGAAGGUGGAAAAAUUAAAAAACAUUCGCGCAGUGAAUUUAACUUCGAAGCGGUUACACAAAAAUUUCAGGCAAUGUCGAUGUACGAGCAAGGAGCGGUGUCGUGGGCGGUGGGCGGGGCGGUGUGCGAGGCGCUGGCGGCGUACGCGGCGGGCGCCACCACGUACCUGCCACAGCCCGAGCACGUCGCCUUUGCGCUCGACCUCAUGGAGAUCUCGCUCAACGUGCACGGACUCAUCGAUACUUGCAUACAGAUACUAAAAGAACUAUCAGAAGUGGAAAGCGCCCUGAUAUCUCGCGGAGCGCUGAGCAGCGGCCUGGCGGCCCCACGGGCUUACACUUCUGCUUUGGCUUUGUAUACGGUUGGCGCCCUUAGGAAGUACCACUCAUCUUUAUUACUAUGCGUCGAACAGACAUCCGCAGUGUUCGAACAGCUCUGCCGUUUAGUUAAAUGCGUGGUGAACCCCGGCGACUGCGGCUCGGCUGAACGUUGUGUAUUGGCGCAGCUGCACGACUUGUACAAGGCGGCCGCGCAUCUCUUUCAUGCACCUCAUGCUGACACUUUCGCUAACGCCUACCCAAAAAUCAAGCAAGCUCUCUAUUCUCCACUGCAGCCAACGCCGUCAAACUACCCUUACAACCCACAGUUUCUUAGUGAAUUCUUCACGAAUCCACGUAAAGGUAAAAUAGAAAUAGCAUGGGCCCGUCAAGUGGCUGAAUCGCCAGCUAACAGAUACAGUUUUGUCUGUUCAGCUAUGCUUGCCGUGUGUCGUGAAGUCGAUAACGAUCGCGUGAACGAGCUGGGCGUGGUGUGCGCGGAGAUGACGGCGUGGUGCAGCUCGCUGGCGGCGGAGUGGCUGGGCGCGCUGGUGGCGCUGUGCGGCGCGCAGCACUACCCGCUGGCCGCGCCGCACGCCGCGCCGCCGCCGCUCUACCCCGACCUGCUGCACCACCGCGACCUGCACGACGCCGCCGCGCACGACGCGCUCGCCGUCUUCACCUGCAUACUCGUCGCGCGGCACUGCUUCUCCCUAGAAGAUUUCGUGCGUCAUGCAGCACUGCCUUCCCUUCUAAAAGCCUGUGGAGGAGGUGGGUCUGGUAAUCCCGCGAACGCGCCGUCACCCGACACGGGCGCCAGGCUCACCUGCCACCUUCUCCUCAGGCUCUUUAAGACUGUUGACACUCCGCAGCCAUGUUUAUACUCUGUAUCGACAUCACCUGGACCAGGCGGAGCGGCUGCGGGUGUGCGAUUGUCAUGCGACCGACAUCUGCUCGCCGCGGCUCAUAAAAAUAUAGGAGUGGGACCCGUACUUGCUACACUGAAAGCCAUACUUAUGGUUGGUGAUUCGACGGCUCGAGACGGCGGUAAACCUGGCGGAAAGAAAUCAUGCGAGUUGUCGCACAUACUGGGCACCAGCGACACGGUCCCCACUGACGCACAGUUAGAACUGAUGUCGAUGGUAGAUUCAGAGAUGAGUGGGGGCCAUAGAACUCCUAGGGGUAGCGGAGGCGUUGGUUCAACAUUACUUGACUCCUCCCAAUCAUUGUCUUCAUUAGCGAGGCGGGUACUAGCAGAGAUAUGCUCUGAAGAGUGGGUGCUCCAGAAAUGUUUACAGAACCCUGAUGAGCUCUACCAGCCGGAUAUGUUGCUCGAUCCAAUGCUCACAACGAGACAAGCACAAAGACUCCUUCAUAUGAUCUGCUACCCUGAGUCAGCGAGUCACACACAUCCCGAUCUUGAUCAGAAGACUAUUAUCACGCGACUGUUGGAGAACCUGGAACAGUGGUCAUUGCGUAUGUCUUGGCUGGACCUACAGCUGAUGUUUAAGCAGUUCCCUAGUGGAUCUUCGGAAUUAAGCGCCUGGUUGGAUACGGUGGCGCGCGCCGUCAUCAAUGUUUUCCAACAGCCCGCACCGCCACCACCAGAUAAAGAUAGAACGGGCACAGAUCGGGGCGUAGUUAGCACAAGCAAAUGGUCGGAAUCCGUUUGGUUGGUGGCACCUCUCGUAGCCAAGCUACCGGCAGCUGUCCAAGGACGGGUACUGAAACAAGCUGGACAGAUAUUGGAAAGUGGUUGGGGUGCUGGUUGCAGCGGCAAUUGUUCCGGCGGCAGCGGUGGAGGUGGCAGUUCACAUCGCGACUGCAAGAGCCAUCAGAGUCCCAGUUACAAAGGGUCCGCGGGAGGCGGCGCAGGAGGCAAGCGCGGCGUUAGCAGCGGAGGCUGCGCCGGGGGCUGCGCCUGCGGCGGGGGCAACGCCGUACGCCUCGCCAACGAGCCUCUGCUGUCGCUCGUGCUCACGUGUCUCCGACAUCAAGAUGAUCAAAAGGAGAGCCUGCUGAGCUCGAUCCACGCGCAGCUGCAGCACUACCUGACGCACGCGCGCGAGCACGAGCGCGCGGCGUGCGGCGACGGCUGGCAGGACGAGGCCGCGCCCGACGCGCUACAGCUGCGCUUCUCGCUCGCCGGCGGCAUGUUCGACGCCAUCCGCCGCUCCUACCAGCUCACCGCCGACUGGGCCGUGCUACUUACGCAGCUCCUCGCCCACCAGCUCAUCGACGCCUACAACAAUAGUUUGUGUCGCAGCAACCUGUUCACGACCUUGAUCGACAUGCUUGCCACCUUGAUUCACUCGACCCUGGCGGACGGUGGCGAUGACAACAAUAGGAAACACUACCAAAAUCUUAUGAAGAAAUUGAAAAAAGAAAUUGGCGAACGACAUGGACCCUCGGUUCAGUGCGUGCGGCAGCUACUACCGCUGUCUAAGAAUACUAUUAUAGAGGUGAUUGCCUGCGAGCCAAUAGGAUGCGUAGUAGACCAAAAAGGAAAUAAAAUCACAGGAUUCGACAGUGAUAAGAAACAGGGUCUUCGAUUGACGGACAAGCAACGCGUAUCCAGCUGGGAACUUGUUGAGGGGGGAAGGAACCCUGCACCUUUGUCAUGGGCCUGGUUCGCUGCCACUAAAAUCGAGAGGAAACCGCUUACAUAUGAGAAUGCGCACAGGUUGCUGAAGUAUCAUACGCACAGUCUUGUAAAGCCCCUAAGUUAUUAUUUGGAGCCGCUGCCACUUCCACCAGAAGACCUCGAAACAAAUGACAUAAAACAGGAUCCUGGAAGUCUGGACUCAAGCCCUACUGGCGCUGGAAAAACAAGAUCUCGUAACGUUCCAUGCAAGAACAUUAAGAAAUCUAAACCUACUACACCGACAAACGGAGUCCCAGCGCAGGGCGGAGUGGGUACACCUGGCAUGCCGCCUGCACCUCAGCAGCAACCACAAUUCAUGCAGCAACAACAACAAUGGUUCCCACCGCCUGGACAAAACUACUACAACCAGCCUGGCCCUGGACCUGCUGGCGUUAGUCCCCGCGGUGUGACACCUCCUUCCAACAAUCAGUCGAAGCAGGCGCUCAGCAACAUGUUGCGCCAACGAGUACCUUUCAAUCAAAUGACGCAGAUGCAGACCGGCGGAUACCCAGGCGCUCCUCACGCUCGCGCGCAGUUCCCACGACAGGCCAUGAGACAAAUGCAGCCCAACCAAAUGGGCGCUAUGCAGUCAGCACAAAUGAAUCCAAUGAGUGGAAUGCCAAGUAUGGGGCCUAUGGCUCAAAUGGGAGGAGUUCAAAUGCCAAGUCAAAUGGCCGGGGGACAAAUGGCAGGUGGACAAAUGGGCGGUGGUCAGAUGGGCGCAGGCCAGAUGGGUGCCGGGCAGAUGGGAGGAAGCCAGAUGGGGGGGAUGGGUGGACAGAUGUUUGGAGGACAGUAUGGAGGUAUGCAACAGAGCUAUGGCGGGUAUGGGCAGCAGAUGAUGCAAGGAGGACAACAACAAAUGAUGAAUCAGGGAAUGAGUCAAAGUGUAAACCAAAUGGGACAACAAGUAAAUCCUAUGAGCCAAGGAGUGAACAGCAUAGGACAAAACGUCGCUCAAAUGAGCCAAGCCGUUGGCCAACCCUCACAAUUGUCGCAGACUAUGGGACAGAUGAGUCAAGGCAUGGGCCAAAUGGGGCAGCCUAUGGGACAAAUGGGUCAAAUGGGGCAAGGAGGUGGAAUGGGCGCAAUGAACAGUCAAGGAGGAUCAAUGGGUCCUCAGGGAGCUAAUGCUAUGGGAGGAUUCCCUGGACAACAGUCAUUCCAACAGAAUCUCAUGGGCGGAAGAGCGAGCCAAGAAGCGUAUUUGGCGCAAAGACAAAAUCCACGCCCACCUUACAUGCAGCAGGCACCCAACGUCACAAUGGGUGGUAUGGGGGGUCCCGCACCACCUUACCCUCGCGGCAUGCAGCCGCAACAAAGUGCGCAGUACCAGCAACAGAUAACACAGCAGCGUAUGCGGCAACAGAUGAUGGCCAUGCAGCAGCAACAGCAGCAAGGACCUUUAGUACAGCAUUUACAGCGACAACAACAGUAUCAGCCGCCUUAUUAA
Molecule: messenger RNA, 7317 nt
Organism: Arctia plantaginis
Lineage: Eukaryota; Metazoa; Arthropoda; Insecta; Lepidoptera; Erebidae
Source: the annotation of a GenBank genome assembly